Monopterus albus (swamp eel) is the source of this 3097-nucleotide messenger RNA. RefSeq names its product growth arrest-specific protein 1. The record is from RefSeq and is a predicted model, not a curated record. Gene Ontology annotation, biological process: regulation of cell cycle. The transcript has a single exon. NCBI's taxonomy places the organism in Eukaryota, Metazoa, Chordata, Actinopteri, Synbranchiformes, Synbranchidae. Bases 1625 to 2377 code for a protein of 250 amino acids.
GGGAAUAUUUAUACUCUGGCAUUUAAUUUGUCCAGCUGCUGUACAUACAGUACAAGGGGCCUAAAUAUUAAUGCAUACAUAGUGUAUUCUUUCCCUGACAGAAUGUUUAAGACAUUACUGGGGUUCCUAGAAGCAGCUAUUUCUCAUAGUUUUGAACAGAUAGUAGGCUGGGCAUCCAUUUGGCUAUUUGGAGUAAAACUGGCACAGCCUCUUGCUGAGGGCAGAACUGAAAGUGCUUUGUAAAGAAACAAGGAUCAAGUUAGUUACCAUUUCAAUGGCAGAAAAGCCCGAGCUAUUGGUAGUUUUCAAGUGUGAUGUGAAGGGGGAUAGCUGUAAAAUAUAUUGAUGCUGAAACCCCUCUCUAUUGACAGGCUGCAGUGCGUUAACAAUCAUCAGCCUGGAAAGACACUGGGCCACUGCAUGGCCAAUCUGACACAAUUAGGGUGAAACGAGCCAGAAAAUUCUAUUCUCUCCAAUUCUCUUCUAUCAAUCAUGGCUUUAAAACGCUGCAGAAAUGAGAGACAGGAGAAGAAGAUGAGGAAAAAGCGUCAAGACACAUCAUGAACCUUAAAGUGAAAUUUCCAAACGAUUAGCCAGUUAUCACACAGGUUUGCUGUGAAGAAACCUGUUUGCUUUUCUGCCCUGAAAGCACUGCAGUUACAGAUGUGAGCUUCUACAAAAGAAUGCGUUUUGCAGCCCCUCAGCUUCACUUGUGUUUUGCUACAAGAAAAGAGGGGACCACACAGAUCCUGAGUUUCAUGCAAGGAAAAUUAUAAACCUUUUCCCGCAGUCGAUCUUGUCAUAUACUGAGAGGAUUUGCGCGCAGAGCUGUGCUGCUAUAGGCCUGGAAAUAGGUCCCACGGCUGACUCCUCUGUGACGACCAAUCGGUGGACAGGAUUGUAAAUUAGAGAGGGAAGGAGGGAGAGAGGGGGAGGAAAACUUUUCUUUCUUUCUUUUUUUCAAUAGGAGGAGGGGAGAUGUGGGCAAAUGCUUUGCCGACCGUGAAGCGUAACAACAAGAAGAGGGACAAAGACGAAUAUAGCAGGAUAAAAUGCGACAGACAGAAACCUCUUCCAACUAAAAACAGCAUCGGAAUGCGUGGAUCUGUGUUUACAGUGGUCUAACUGGGAAGGGGAGUCGAAACUAACGAUGGCAAGAAAGAUGAGUUCAAGUGUUAAAACUGAAUUGCGGACAAUAACUGUGGUUAACUUUGGGUAGCACUACGGCACGUCACAGAGUGCACUUCAUAUGUGCACCGGUGGCACGGAGCAGGCACCAGCUGCAGUUUGGAGUAUGAUCCCCCACUUCUGAACGGACAUGCUUCUUGGAAUGACUUUUACUGCGCUCUCUCUUUGCAGCCAUGCGUGGUGCUUUCCCUGAAUCAGAUCCCGACUUCCACUGUUGCGAAGCUGACCAGGAGGAGGCAAACCUAACGAGGAAGUUUGGGGAUGAUUUGUAACACAUCUGCAUCGACUGCGUUUGUACCAGUUUGGUUGCAAAAUACAACCAAGCAGUUUUCCAUGUAUGGAAAACUGAACUGCGGUCUGGGAGAUUCAGUGCGCAGAUAAUCCUGGUACUAAUGUGUUGGUGGAGAAAGUGCACGUCACCGAACUCCAUCCAAGCAUGAAAUGUUGGUGCAGCGCCCUGGCACUUCUCCCAUGGGUGCUAGUGGCCUUAGAUGCCCAUCUGAUUUGCUGGCAGGCGCUCCUUCGGUGCCACGACGAACCUGAAUGUGAUCUUGCGUACAAUCAGUAUCUAGCAGCGUGUGAAGGCAACAUCAGAGGUACGAGGAGGCAGUGUCCGAGCCACUGCAUCAACGCGCUUAUAAGGCUGAAUCACACCCGCAGCGGGCCAGACCUGGAGACUUGCGACUGCGCCCAGGACCUGGAGUGUCUCAGCGCCAAGCGAGCCAUAGAGCCCUGCCUCCCCCGCAGAUAUCCGAGCGAUGCCGGGGGGAUAGGGUGCAUGGAGGCUCGGCAGCGCUGCGAGGAAGACAGCAGCUGUCACACCUCUCUCACGGCCUACUUGUCAUACUGUGGGCAGCUGUUCAAUGGCAGGAAGUGCUCCUCCAAGUGUAAAGCCACCAUUCAGCAGAUGCUGUUCAUCCCAAAUGGCAUGCUGUUGAACCGCUGUGUGUGUGAUGGGGUAGAGAGACCUUUCUGUGAAGUGGUCAAGGAGAACAUGAGCAAACUGUGCUCAAUAGGAGACCACAGUGUUGUUUCAGACCAGUCUGAUGUGGAUGACAUCUAUGAGGAUGAAGACUAUGACCCUAAAAAUGACAGAGAGGAUGUGUAUGAUGACGAUUCUUCUGCUUCCCAGAGGUUAUCUGGCUGCAUGAUGCUCCUGGUUCUUCCUCUAGCAAGAGUAUUAUACUGAGAUGGAACGCUUUUUGGACUCAUGGCCCACAGUGGGUCUGCCAAAGAGUGCAAGGUCACUCCUGGAUUUGAGAGGGGUUUAGUGACAUGCUCACAGACAGCAUUAUCGUACUGGCACAGGAUUCAAACCCGGGUCUGCUGGAUAAGCAAAGCUGUGCUUUCUCUCCCAGAUCUCUCUGCUAUCCUAGUUUAGGUGCAUGGUGACAGAAAGCAGAGCAGUGAUUUGAGUAGGCUUUUCACAACUGUAGUAUUUGCAUAGUAAUUUCUUUUCAUGCACAUCUCACUCCGGAAAACUGCUCUUUUGAUUUGUGAUUCAAAUUUUUACAUGAGUGACCUUACAGUACUUUGUAUGAACCGUUCAUUUUGUGCUAAGUACAGUAGAGGGAGCGCCUAUUGUCAAACCUUCAGGUGAAGACAUCAAGAAAUUAACCAAACUACACUUUGUUGCAGGUCCUUGCCAUUUUGUGUCCUUUUAAAGAGCUGCUAUUUGUUUGGUUUGGUCUCAGUGGCACUUGGAAUGUGGCUUUAUUAAGCCCUUAGACAACCAUUGGACCCAUCCAGUCUCUGUUUGCUCUGCUCUCCAUUUCAGGGGCCUCUGCAUUGUUGCAGCAACCACACUUCAAAUAUUUUUGGGAACAGUCAGAAGAUAUGCAAGGGUGAGAGAUUAAGUACUUAAAUUAACUGAAGUGCCUUUCUCGCCUCUCUGUUUGGGGCCCCUCCC